This is a messenger RNA of Aphanomyces invadans, 5086 nucleotides long. RefSeq lists its product as hypothetical. The record is from RefSeq and is a predicted model, not a curated record. Lineage: Eukaryota; Oomycota; Saprolegniomycetes; Saprolegniales; Verrucalvaceae. Bases 78 to 5009 code for a protein of 1643 amino acids. Gene Ontology annotation, biological process: regulation of DNA-templated transcription; double-strand break repair via homologous recombination. The transcript has 5 exons.
AAAAAAAUUCCUUGUCCUGUUAAGUUUGGCGGCGCCGCGACGGUGGGCGAAGACACCUCGAGGAAGGGCAAGGCUCAAUGCUACGACUUCGGGGCAUGCGCAAUAGCCAAGAAAGCGCUCAAUCGAACCCAAUAUUGAAGAAUGAUGAAAAUGACGAGAAUGUCGUGCCUGGUGACAACCGAUCGAACAGGCUGAAGAACAGAAGACCACCACUUCGAACUCUCAUCGCCCCGACAACGGCAAAGAACGACAGGAACACACUCAAGUCAAAGAAACGACCCCUGGAAGAAAACAACAAGAAGUCGGUCAGUCUAAAGCGCCGGGACUACAAAUCGUUGUCAGAUGAGGAAGAACAGCCUCAAUUUCAUAAGCAACCUCAGGAGUACCACCCAAAGUCCCUCGGAAUAACCUAUCUAAACGCAAGGCACAAGUCCAGUCCUGUCAAAGGAACUGCCGCAACCUCCACAGUUACAGUUCCGGUUGGUAAUCGCCAUUCCAGGCCAUUCCAUGACGGCUCAUUGUCGAAGUCCAUCCCGAUUUCCACGCUUGCGAGUGACGAGCUCUCUCUCGAUGGUAAUGAUAUGAUGCCAAGUUUGUUCUCGACAGGACGAGGGCAAUCCCUCCGAGUGUCUGUGGCAAAAGUGAUGGCAUAUCAAGCAGUGCUGGCGAGUGUUGAAUCCGAGGGGCCCGACGAACGAUCCAUGGGGCCUGCUGUCUCUGUGAUAGCAAGUUCAUCACUGUCCGCAGAAGACCCAAUUGUUUGUGCUCCUAGCGUUGUCGUGAGUAUGUUUCAGACUGGCCGAGGAUCCCAAGUCAAGAUUUCCGAUGCCAAAGUACGUGAAUAUGCCGCCAAAUUCGAAGACAACCAAGACAACAAUCCCUUGACACGAUCGCACAUGACACGAACUGGGGGUGGCGACGACUCGAUUUCCAGACAGAGUACUUCGUUGGCGCUUCAUCUCGAUGAACAAAGCCACGACCACCUUGUCUCCAAGCAAUCCACCGCAAAACAAACAUCAAGCGCAAAUGCUGUAGUCAGCUUGUUUCAAUCAGGCAAUGGACGAGCGAUACACGUUUCGGCAGACAAGGCCAUGGCGUAUGCACAAUCGUUGUUCGCUUCCCACGACGACGACACCACUGCCGUCACCAGUAUACCCCCCUCAAUGUCAUGCACAUCGACUGUACAACACGUUACCCAUCGCAAAUGGAGUUGUCGCGAUCGUGCCAUAUUACGUCCCCAUGACGAUCAAACGGUAGCAACUGGUUCCACGGGCGAAAAUACUUGCCAAGCUUUGGUUGAAAGUGUCUUUCAAUCGGGGACAGGUCGACCAUUGAAGAUAUCAUUGGAAAAAGCAAAGGCAUAUGAGCACCAGUUGUUUGCAAAUCCUCACGACGAAGACGUGGCCCAGAAGGCAACUGGUACGCCGAAUGCUGCAAACGCUGAGAUCAAGCUGCAACGUAAUGCCAACGAAGGCCAAGCCGAGACCCUCGACGUGCAUGGUUCGCGUGAUGGGGAUAACCUUCGACAGAUUUGGUCGACUUCCACACCAGAUUUUGCAAGCCGCGCUGGUCAACGUGGUGCCAGCAAUGAACUGGUCGUGAGCCUCUUCACCUCAGGGAAGGGCCAGCCUUUGAAAGUAGCACGCGACAAGGCCAUAUCCUACGAAAGAAGUCUGUUCGAAGACAAUGACGAGUCUCGAGAACCCAUCAAGAAGCCGGCAAUGCCUUUGCCACUUGCAGUGUCAGCCUCGGCACCUUCGACUGGACCCGUGAAACAGCACCUGUCAUCCGAGAACCAAGACAUCGCAAACGUGGACAAGUCCGCGGCCAGUUCACUGACGGCGAUGGCGACAACACAACCAAGGAUACAGCGAAAACAGUCCAUUGAGCAGCUCUCAAUCGUGACAAGUUUAUUCACGUCCGGUCGUGGUGGUCAGCCACAUACCAUAUCAGCGGAAAAAGUCCAAGUGUACGACCGCACAUUACUUGCAGACACAUCGAGUGAUGUCUGUCAAGAAAAACAGGACAGCAUCCCCUCCCAUGCGACCUCCGAGCAAGUCCACCAGCGCAACGUCCUUGUCAUCAACUCUGAUGUGGUGCCAGAUACACCGUCGCUCCAAGUCCCAGCGCAAUCCUUUGGUGGAAGAAUGCGGAUGACAAGUAUGUUUCAAACAGGAAGUGGCCGACACGUGGCAGUGUCUGUCGAUCAAGUGGAGAAGUACCAACGGCAACAGGACUUGGAUGAGGAUGGACGGUCUGCAACCGACAAAGUCGACGCGACAAUGGCCAAAGCAUUGACCGACGUUGUCACGACCAACUCCAGCUUUGUGGAGGAGGCCGUCAAGUGUCGGGAUGUUGACGGUAGAAGCGAAAAACGUGAUGGGAACAAUGAGGCCACGAGUUCCGACAAGAACAUUGCUUUAACGUGCGAUGGGAGUGCAAAAGGAUCAUCACAAGCGAUAAAGCUGACGGCUGUGGCGUGCGUGCUUGAAUCCGGGCGUUGCCAACGCGUGAAUGUUUCACAAGUGCCCGUGAGUACGUUGGAUGGCGCCGUGGACUCGCGAAAGAAUGUUAAUGACCAAAACACGGCGGCGCAUACACCUCAGGUGACCCCAACGGCAAGUGCAGGCCCCAUCCUCUGUCAGAUCCAUCAACCGGCUGAGUCAAGUGAAGCCCUGGUGAGCAUUGACACUGCUUCAACCAAACUCGACAACUCUUCGACCGUUCCAAGGUCUACGGCGCAUGGCAAACGACAUCCCCAGUCGGUUGUCGGUACUCGACGACCAAAACCAUUCAAGCCUCCGCAGAAGCUGAUCAAGUCACCUCCGUGUGUCGUUCCAGCCAUCGAAAGGUGCCUUCCACCCAAGGCGCCAGUUCCCGUUGUCGCAGUACCCUUUUCAGUGUCUCUCUCGGAACGGUGGGACUUUUCGUCGCUGGCGGCCAGCCCGACAGCGUUCAACCCGUACCCGUUCGAGUCGGUGAUUACCAAUAUUUGUGCAACCAAUGCACAUCUCGUGCACUUCAACCACGUGGGGCGACCCGAGUUUGUCCGCGAACAAGGUGACGGCAUGACGUUGAGCGCCGCCGAGUUGUACCAGUACAUGGUGUCGCAGCGCCACAUUCUUCCUGCGCUGGGGGCGUCUUUCGCGUGGUUUGUCAAUCACUUUCGAUGGAUCGUGCUAAAAUGCGCCGCCAUGGAACGCACGUUCGUCGCGCACUUGUUUGGCAAGUACUGCACCCAAGCACAAUUGGCAUUCCAGCUCUCGCGUCGCUUCCACCGCGAACUCGAGAAAGCUGAGCGCCCUGCCUUGAUGAAGAUCUAUCAACGAGAUGCGCACCCUGGACAUGCCAUUGUGCUGUUCGUCGCGGCGGUCUACGCAACUCACAUUGUACUGAGCGAUGGCUGGUACGGCAUCGUAGCCGUACCAAGUGGGAAACAGUUUGCAGCAAAAUUCUCCCGAAACCUCUGUGGCACGAAACUCGUGCUGUGGAAUGCCACCUUGAUCAACAAUUCGGAAGGGAUUCACCCGUUGGAAGCACGCGUCAACCAAGUAUCCGACGACGGCGACGAGCAUUUUUUCGAUCAGUUUGACAAGGAUAAGGACCCGUACUUGGCGCUGCAUAUCAACAGCACCAGGCGCGUGCGUUGGAGUACCAAGCUCGGGGUCGAACGUCCACAUUUUGACGGACCAUGCUUGCUUCAAAGUCUCCCCCUCCGUUCUUUGAAACAAGACGGCGGUGUCGUACGAUCCAUUCGGUGUGUCGUCCUCCGCGCGUCCGAGCUCUUGGUGCUUCAAUCCAAGGAGAUUACCCACGGUCCGCGCGUCGUCCCGGACAAAGUUAUGCAAAACUUAAUGUCGUCGGACUUCACGUCAGGUCCAUCGACGGAUACAACGAUCACGUCCGCCGCCAACGCCCCUGUUCCGUUCAUGCGAUUGCGAGUUGCAUGUUCACAUGGGGCGUGGUCGGCUCCUCCGGCAAACGCGCCGCCCGUCAUAACCACCGCCGUGUUGACGUUAUGGCGACCUUCCGAAGACAUGCAAACGUCGUGCAACGAAGGGUCAGAAAUCGUCGUCACCAGUGUCGCCGUGUCGUGGAAGCAGACGGAACUCUACUUGAGCAGCUCCAAGCACACCACAGUUCGACGGGCGAUCGAUCGCGCCCAGACUGCGCAGGAUUUCGUUGGCUACAAACCUCGCAAAGCGCUGACGGGCCAAGACAUUCAACACAUGUGUGGCCAAGACGUCGACAUUUGCGUGUACAUUAUGGAGGUCACGAACGAGUACGCCAUGGCGACCGACAGCACGUGGACGGUGAUGUGUGUGAAGCUUCCACGAUGGGGCGCCAAAGCUUGGAAGCCGAAAGCCGUGCUAUGUCUUCGAAAUGUGUUUGUCUCGCACUACGACCCCCGGCUGGACGUGGUUGACUGCGCGAUGACGGACAUGUCGACCUUUCUCACGUCCCCUUCAGCCACUUGCUACUUCGCCGCUCCGUUUGCUUUGUUGAAGGACUCGAUGCAGCAACAACCGACUCGACUGGGGCAACUCCAUUCCCGUGUGCGCUCUACGAUACUCAACGACCCAUCGACCGUCGAACAAGACCGAGCCCCACGUUCUCAAUUUGCCACCCCAACGCUCGACGAACGAGCUAGCCGAACAAACGAUGCCCAUUGCAUCACGGGACACCCCAUGCACAUUUUUUCGCUUCCUGAGCCCGUGAACGACAACGUGCAAGGGCCACUCGCCGCACUACUUUACUUGGACUCGGGAGCUCAAGUGUACGAGAUCUUCGUCCCCGCUCCACUCAUGACGCAAGCGGCCCACCAUGUCGCGGGUCAUGACUUGGUUUGCGUGCAUCUUCGUGUCGGUGGCAUCGAUGAUGAGACGGUCAACAGUUGCCGUAGUUGGGAAGCGAUGGAAACGUCCAAGGUGCGUCGUGUGGUGGCUACGAACAUUGCCGUCGUUGCGGUCCCUACCGAGAUCGAGGCACUUCUGCAGCGGCUCGCAUGAGUUUCCCGAACGACAUUGCUUCGACGUGCCUUCACCAACAAAUCAAACGACCAGAGUAUUUACCAGUUAUGCCGAUG